CUCGAAACUGAAACAGAGCAUACAACGGGCUUCUUUUUCCAAUCGACGAUGCUCACGUUACUUACGCUGUGUAUGCGGUCACCGAGAUGACCAGACCGACGUCUGACGGCAAGAUGAAGCACGAAACGUGGUUGCCACGUAGCCCCAGCGCCGGCACGUAGCAGCUGAGAUGGCGGUCAGCAUGCCCUCUCGCCUCUCCACGCGUCUCCUGCACCGCACCGCACCGCAAAGGAGGAUCCUGCCUGCCAGCUGCCGGCAUAUAUGCAACGCUGGUGCCCAGGUCCGCCGUCGUAGGGAUACACACUGCAAAAAAUACCUGUCGGCAAGGACGCCGAUGACGAUGCUGAUGGGCAGGCUGGCCGGCGUAGCGCUGCAGCUCGCUCUCGCCGCACUGCUCGUGCUCUUCCUCCCGCCCUACUACGUCUACAGGCUCACCGCCUCUUUCCUCGGCUCCGUCUUCCCCGACAGCGUCUCCGGCAAGGUCGUCCUCAUCACAGGCGCCUCCUCCGGCAUAGGCGAGCACCUGGCGUAUGAGUACGCGAAGAGAGGAGCCAGCCUGGCGCUGGUGGCCAGAAGGGAGGCGAGCCUCCGGGAGGUCGCCGACCACGCGUCCGCGCUCGGCUCGCCCAGCGUCCUUGUCUUGCCGGCUGACGUCUCCAAGCCCGAUGACUGCCGAAAGUUCAUCGACGACACGGUUGCCUACUUUGGAAGAUUGGACCACUUGGUGAACAACGCGUCGAUUUGGCAGGUCUGCAAGUUCCAAGAGGUGGAGGACGUGAACUACUUCAGAACACUUAUGGACAUCAACUUCUGGGGACAUGUGUACCCAACUCGCUAUGCCAUUCCUCACCUGAAGAAAACCCAUGGCCGGAUCGUCGGUGUCACCUCCAACUCCUCCUACAUGUUCAUCGGAAGGAACACCUUCUACAAUGCGAGCAAAGCAGCAGCGCUAAAUUUUUACGACACGCUUCGGAUGGAGCUCGGUGGGGAAGUCCGCAUUACAGAGAUCGUCCCAGGGGUGGUCGAGUCAGAGAUCACAAAGGGGAAGAUGCUCACCAAGGAAGGCGAGAUGAAAGUUGACCAAGACGAAAGAGAUGCGAUCCUUGGGCCGACACCGGCGGAGCCUGUCGCCGCUUUCGCAAAGACGGCGGUGAAGGACGUGUGCCGGGGACAGAGGUACGUGUUUGAGCCGAGGUGGUACAUGGCGGUGUACCUGUUUAGGGUCUGCUUCCCGGAGAUCUUGGCCUGGAGCUCGCGGCUCCUGACCGUGAAGACGCUGGGGCGCCCUGCAACGACCGACACUGUGGGAAGACAGAUCCUCGACAUGCCCGGGGUGCGCUGGCUCACCCAAACGGCCUCGCUGCGGUCGCCGGAGAUUCAGGCCAGAUGAAAGUAGCUGGAUCGGCCCGUUGUGAUGUAAGAAGCCCACUACGAUGUCUCGUAGUAGUAAGAUGAAGCUUUGUCCAACUAAAACAUGCUUGUGUACUAGUAUGUCCCAUGGUCCGUAAUAAUUGAGAGUGGAAAAGAACAUCACAGUACUUUUUUUUUUCGUCUGAAAUCCAGUGGACACCGUAGAAGACAUCACUACUUGGUGCAAUGUGCAUGGAACUUCCACUUCUGAGUUACCGAAUUGGGAAUUUGAGGCAAAAAACAUAAAUUUGACCUCAAGACGAAACUAUUUCACAAACUAAACUAUGUUUGAAAGUAUUUCACCCAGCUGACCUUUAAUGUGCAGCGCCCAACAGCAAGGCGCUA
This is a messenger RNA of Triticum dicoccoides, 1755 nucleotides long. RefSeq names its product 11-beta-hydroxysteroid dehydrogenase 1A-like. Gene Ontology annotation, cellular component: cytosol. Gene Ontology annotation, molecular function: oxidoreductase activity. Lineage: Eukaryota; Viridiplantae; Streptophyta; Magnoliopsida; Poales; Poaceae. The transcript is spliced from 6 exons. Bases 170 to 1390 code for a protein of 406 amino acids. The record is from RefSeq and is a predicted model, not a curated record.